Pungitius pungitius (ninespine stickleback) is the source of this 1726-nucleotide messenger RNA. Its product is annotated as caspase a-like. The record is from RefSeq and is a predicted model, not a curated record. Lineage: Eukaryota; Metazoa; Chordata; Actinopteri; Perciformes; Gasterosteidae. Gene Ontology annotation, biological process: regulation of apoptotic process; proteolysis; regulation of inflammatory response. Gene Ontology annotation, molecular function: cysteine-type endopeptidase activity. The coding region runs from base 131 to 1282 and encodes 383 amino acids. Gene Ontology annotation, cellular component: NLRP3 inflammasome complex; AIM2 inflammasome complex; IPAF inflammasome complex. The transcript has 8 exons.
AGAAAGUUGGCUAAAGCAGGAAACAGGAAACUUCAACCAGCAGGCCGCGCCCCCACGUUUUGUACCACUGCUGCUUGAUAAAGACUCGCAGACCUUCGGGGAAACACAUCUGUAAUAACAAGUGCGAGAGAUGGCAGCAGCUAAGCUUCAGAAUGCGAGGAGGAAGUUUGUGGAAAAGGCCGGGAAAGAACUGAUUAAGCAGCUACUGGACGACCUCUUAGACGACGGCGUCGUGAAUGAUGGCCAGAAAGACUCCAUAUUGGAGGACAACAGUACGACGGCAGACAGAGCGCGCGAUCUCAUCGACGUGGUGAAGAAAAAAGGAGACAAAGCUAGCGAAAUAUUCAUCACGCACCUUGAGGUCAGAGACAAGGUUCUCUGCACUGAACUGGGUCUUUCCUCUGCUCAACCUGCUCAGCUGGCUGCGGAGCCGAAGGUGGAGCAGAAGUGGUCAACCAAACUCAUUCCUACCACCGAGGAUUUCUGGAGGGAGGAACUGAAUAAUAGAGAUAUUUACCCGUCAGACAGAAAUGCCAUAAGCAACCGUGUGGCCCUGCUAAUCACCAAUAUCAACUUUACUGAUGAGAAAAAAAACAGAAAUGGAGCCGAUAAGGAUGAGCAGAACAUGGAGAAUCUGAUGAUGGGACUGGGAUACAAGGUGGUGAAACACCGUGACCUCACAGCAAAGGCAAUCGAUGAUGCUUUAAAGCAGUUCUCUAAACACCCCUACCUCAAAGAGACGGACAGCGUGUUUGUGGUUUUGAUGUCACAUGGGAAACGGGGCCGUGUCCUCGGUGUGGACUGCACGACUGAAAGACCAGAUGAGUUCCCUAUCGACAACAUCUACAAACACUUGGGCCCAGAGAAUUGUCCAGCGCUGCUGAACAAACCCAAGAUCAUCAUCAUCCAGGCCUGCAGAGGGGGGGAGAAAGGAGCAGCGCUUGUUAGAGAUGGUGCUUGUCCAGCGUUGGUCACUGAUGAUGCUGAUGAAGAAUACAUUGAGGAUGAUAAUUUGCAUGUUGUGAUCAAAGAAAAAGACUUCAGUUCUCUUCUAUCGUGCACCCCUGAUGCAGUCUCAUACAGAGAUACAAUUGAUGGGUCUUUUCUCAUCAAGUAUAUUGUUGAGGUAUUUAACACCUUUGCACAUAAGGAUCACAUCGAGGAACUUUUCAGGAGAGUCAAGCUACGCUUUGAGGACUUUUGCCCGGGAAACAAAAGACAGAUGCCGUCCACAAACAGAAGCACUAUGACAAAGCACUUCUACUUCUUUCCAGGCCUCUGAGGCAGAAGUCACUUCCUUCAUUCUAAGACGGGCUUGUAGCCACUCAAUUCAGAUAGUACUUUGUGAAUGGAUACAAAUUAUUUGUGAUGUACUAAAUGCUCCCCGUUUUGGGACCAGAGGACAGAGAAAAGAGUUAUUGUCUAUAAUGCAUUCACUUCGUUUAACAUACAAAUGUAAUAUCUACUAUCUAACAUCACACAAACUACAAUUCUACAUUAAACAUUGCUACAUGUAACAUACUUCUCACCGCUAGGGGUGCACAUCUUAAAUUCCUAACACUCCAGAUGCAGUCUCAUACAGAAGUACCAGGUCUGUGUACUUUACUCUGAUUUUGUAUGUUUUUUAUUCUAUUUACAGUUUUAUACUAUCUGGACCUUGAAUUUGAAAUAAAAGUUUGAUUGAUUGACACCAGAUAUGUCAGAAAUGUUUGCUUUUGUUGACAUA